Molecule: messenger RNA, 7287 nt
Organism: Pestalotiopsis fici W106-1
Lineage: Eukaryota; Fungi; Ascomycota; Sordariomycetes; Amphisphaeriales; Sporocadaceae
Exons: 6
Coding region: 1-7287 (2428 amino acids)
Biological process (GO): fatty acid biosynthetic process; secondary metabolite biosynthetic process
Molecular function (GO): 3-oxoacyl-[acyl-carrier-protein] synthase activity; oxidoreductase activity; fatty acid synthase activity
Source: RefSeq, a predicted model, not a curated record
AUGCCAGAAUUCUCAACCAAACAAGACGGUGUCACUUCGACUGGUUCCAUCCACAAUGGGUAUUCAGAGCCCGCUAUCGACAGCUCCGGGCGACAGCUUGUGGGCCAUACUCAGCAGCCCGUCGCCGUCGUCGGCAUGGCUUGCCGUCUACCCGGUCAUAGCAACUCUCCAAAAGCGCUCUGGGAUUUCCUUUUGAAGGGAGGAGUUGCUGUCAACGAGCCUCCAUCUUCUCGCUUCAGCUUAGCAGGCCACUAUGAUAAGUCCAUGAAGCCACGUACUAUGAAAUCGCCUGGUGGUAUGUUCAUGGAGGAUGUGGAUCCUGCCCAUUUCGAUGGCCAAUUUUUCAACAUCAGUCGGACAGACUGUAUCGCAAUGGAUCCGCAGCAGCGGCAGCUUCUCGAAGUGACCUAUGAGUGUCUGGAGAACUCUGGUGUUACCCUCGAGGAACUGAGCGGGACAAGGACUGGAGUUAUUGUCGGUUCAAACUUCAUAGAUUAUGGGGCCAUUCAAAAUCGUGAUCCGGAGAACCGAGCGGAAUCCAUCACCAUCGGUCUCGCCUCCUCUAUAUUGAGCAACAGGAUCAGUCACUUCCUGAAUGUCCAUGGCCCAAGCAUGACGCUUGAUACAGCAUGCUCAGCCAGUCUUGUGGCCGUUGAUGUGGCUUGUCGCUAUCUGGAUAGCUUCCAGGCUGAUGGAAUGCUUGUUGAAGGUACAAAUAUGUGGCUAAGUCCAGAGCACAAUCAGGAGAUAGGCAUGAUGCACAUGACUCAAUCUGGAACUGGAAAAUGUCACAGCUUCGAUGCUAAGGCCGACGGGUACGUUAAAGCGGAAGGCAUCAACGCUGUGUAUUUGAAGCGUCUCGAUGAUGCUAUUCGCGACGGCGACCCGAUUCGUGCAGUGAUUCGCGGAACAGCUGCUUCAGCAUCUGGUCGAACGGCAGGUAUAGCCAAUCCGAGUCCCAAGGCUCAAGCCUUUGCGAUCAGAGAGGCUUACAAGAAUGCUGGCAUCAGAGACUUCCAGGAAACAUCAUUCUUGGAAUGUCACGGCACAGGUACCUUGGCUGGAGAUCCGGUUGAGGUGAAGGGUGCGGCCUCUGUCUUUUCCGAUGGACGCAGUGAUGGUCAAGACUUAGUGAUCGGCUCUAUUAAGAGCAACAUAGGUCAUUCCGAAGCUGCAGCUGGAAUAUCUGGACUUAUCAAGGCGGUUAUGGCAGUUGAAACCGGUAUUAUCCCUGGUACGCCAACCUUUGUGACCCCGAACCCAGCCAUCGACUGGAAGGCUUCUCGAGUUCAGGCUUCCCGAACAUCGAUGAAAUGGCCCACAGCGGGCAUUCGGCGGGCCAGUGUGAACUCAUUCGGAUUUGGUGGAGCCAAUGCACAUGUCGUGCUUGAACAGGCACCUUUCUCUCACCACGUAUCGUCAUACAAGCAAGUGAGCACCGACUUCUUUGACGACAGUGACGAUGAGACUUCCGACACAGCGCGUCAGAAAACGUCUGCAGACAAGUUAACUCCACCAACACUGUUGGUGUUCUCCAGUAAUGACAAAGCUUCUCUUGAGAACUACGUUGCGUCUAUCUCAGCUCACUUGAUCAAUCCUACCGUAUCCAUCAACACGGAUGACUUAGCUUACACUUUAUCCGAGCAUAGAAGCAAGCAUUACUACAGAGGAUUCAGUGUCGUACGCUCCGCCAAAGCCAAGAUCGACAAAUCAACUCUUGUGAUCGGCAAACAGGCAUCAUCAGCUCCACGAGUCGGUUUCGUGUUCACAGGUCAGGGGGCGCAGUGGUCGCAGAUGGGAUCUGACCUCCUGAAGCAAUCUUCACUCGCCCACAAGGUUAUCCAAGACUUGGAUGACGUUUUACAGUCUCUUCCUGAACCCCCUUCUUGGUCUCUCCUCAAAGAACUGUCGGAGCCAAGAAGUAUCGAAGUACUACGACAGCCUGAGUUCUCACAACCACUGGUGACAGCAUUGCAGCUUGCACUUGUCGAAGUCCUCAAGUCCUGGGGAAUCACUUCGAAAGCUGUUAUUGGCCACUCAUCUGGUGAGAUUGCUGCAGCCGCAGCUGCCGGCCUCAUCACAUCAGAAACCGCUAUCAGAACAGCCUACUUCCGCGGUAAGGCUGCCAAAAUGGUUCCAAGUCCGGACGAACCAGUAGGAAUGCUUGCGGUUGGAGUCGGACCUGAAAUCCUACAGCCGUACUUCGAAUCGGUGCAGGGCAGGAUACAGAUUGCCUGCUACAAUAGUCCUAGUAGCUUGACCAUCUCUGGUACUACUGCAACACUCCAGGAUCUUUGUACUCGUCUGAAAGAAGACGGACACUUUGCAAGGAUGCUGCAAGUCGAUCUUGCAUACCAUUCCGAUUAUAUGUCCGAGAUCGGUGACGUCUACGAAAGAUUGCUAUCCAGUAAACACGCAACUGACGGCCACAUGAACGGGAAUCAGGCCCUAUCAGUGACAACACGUAUGUUUAGUUCUGUCACAGGCAACGUUUUGCCGAAAGACGCGUUACUAGGUGCGGCCUACUGGAAGAGUAACAUGGUGUCUCCUGUGCAAUUUGCCCAAGCGACACGAGCGCUCCUAGCCGACUCUGAGCAUGGGGCCGACUUUCUCAUAGAGAUCGGUCCAAGCAGUACUCUUGCUGGCCCGAUUGGACAAAUUCAAAAGGAAUUCACCACGGGGCCUGCGAAUGAAUCGACCUACGCAUCGACAUUGAAACGGGGACAAGAUGCUACUUUUCCAAUGUACAACAUGGCAGGUCAGCUUUUCAUCAAAGGUGGCGCAGUUGAUCUGUGUGAAGUCAACCGAUAUUGUGGGCCAGUUUUCAAAAUGCGGCCAAAGGUCCUUGUGGAUCUUCCAAACUACUCCUGGAACCAUUCGAUCUCAUACUGGCACGAGACACAGGCAAGCAAAGACUGGCGAUUCAGGAAAUUUGUCACCCAUGAUUUAUUAGGGUCCAAAAUUCUUGGAACACCGUGGCAAGCUCCUGUUUUCAAUAAGGUCUUGAAACUGACCGAUUUGCCCUGGCUGAGUGACCACAAACUAGGCAGUCAGGUCGUGUUUCCUGGGGCGGCAUACAUGACAAUGGCUAUCGAGGCCAUGUAUCAAACGGCCAUGAUGACAAAGUGGAGGCAAGAGCCUCCAGCUGAAUUUCGCUAUCGGUUGCGUGACGUGAAGUUCCUGCGGGCAUUGGUCCUGGACGAAAACGCCGAAAGCAGAAUCACGCUCACGCUCUUCCCUCGGCAUGGAGGGUCUAUCAGGUCUUGGUUCGAGUUCAAGGUGUGCUCCUUCAACGAAUCGCUAUCGACAGAGCACUGCGUUGGGCAGAUUUGUGUCGAGACCGAAUAUCAAGUCGCCAAGAGCCUCGGCGAGGCGAAGAACCCUCUGGAUCUCCCUGUGCCAGCUGGCAUCUGGUACAAGGCCCUCGCUCGCGCAGGCUACAAUUUUGGGCCACUCUUUCAGAAGCAACUCAAUGUUGAGAUUGCCAUGGGUCAGAGAAAAGGUCGAUCCAUGGUCAACCUCCAGCCCCCGUUGGCGAUAGCGCAUACCGAGUCGCAUUAUCCCAUGCAUCCUACUGUCAUGGACGGUUGUCUGCAAACAGGAUCUCCACCCCUCUGGAAAGGCGAUUCUUCUGCAGUCAUGAAAGUCCUAGUGCCUAAAACCAUUGACAGUCUCGUACUCAUGGGAAGUCAUGAAUUGCCGAGAGAAGGUAUCACGUUCUCAUCGGCUACUUUCUUAGGUGUUGGGAAUGUAGAAGAUGCUCGCAAUUAUGCUACCAAUGUCUCUCUGUAUGAUCCCUGUGACGGGAGAUUCAUUUUUGAGAUGAAGGGCUUGGCAUCAGCAGAGAUUGAUACAAGUGAUGCAGCCAGCCUCGACCAUACCUUCACUCGUGUCUCUUGGAAUGCAGAUAUUAGUCUAUUGAUGAAGGCUGACAAUUCCCUUGUUCGGAAGUGGUUUGCUGACAGCAAUACCAUCAAGACCGUACAGGAUCUCCUCAAUCUUGUGGCACAUAAGAACCCUGGUCUUAAAGUGUUGGAGAUCAACAUGAGUCCAGGGGAUUCGUCAAGCUGGUGGAUUGAUCCUGAGAGCAAGACUCACGCCAUACGGGCAGCAUCCUCGGAUUACAGCCUCGUAGUGAGUGAGGCUAAGACACUAAUUAGCGCUCAACAAGAACUUUCUCCUCGUUCAGCCGCGGCCCGCUUCCAUCUUCUUGAUACUUCGCAGCAAGGACUCAUUGCUGAAAGCGUCCAGUUUGACCUUGGAAUCAUCAAAAGCAGCUCGACAACUGUUUCUGAGAGCACGAAUGCAUUGGUUUUGAACAUGAUGCGCAAGUCAAUGAGCGAAACAGGUUUCAUCUUGACUUCGGGCUUGAGCCAAGAAGCCAUUAGUGGUUUCGGCCGGACCGUUGCCGUGCCUCAAUUGGGUGCGGAUAUCUAUCUGUCUCAAAUCAGGCCGGAAGGGAACGAAACAGCCAACCUGAGAGAAAAGCACCCCAAUAUCACCCAUAUCAGCUUCCUUGAACCAGAAACCAAGCACGCGCACAGUAUUUGCGAAGUAUUAGAGGCUAUUGGUAGCGGUAGAUGGAUGGUGAAGACAGCUGCCGAUCCACUAAGGGACAUCGACUCUAGCGGAGAAGUUGUCGUUAUCCUUGACGAGCUAUUCGAGCCAAUUCUUCCGCAUCUGGAUGAAAGAAUGUGGAGGAUCCUGAAGCAUGUUACUCAAAAGCGAUGCCAAGUUCUUUGGGUCACCAGCGGUGCUCAUAUCAAUGUCACCGAUCCUACGAAAGCUUCCGCAACCGGCCUUCUACGAAGCAUUCGAGCAGAAGAAGGACUUUGCCUGAUGACACUGGACUUAGAGUGUACGUCUGAUGUGCAGAGAAUGGCUACGACUAUUGAGUCGUGUCUUGAGCAACUCUGUACAGCUGAAGUUGGGGAUGAUGACCCAGCGGCAGUCGACUACGAAUAUGUGGAACGAGACGGAAUUAUAAGCAUAUCUCGUCUUGUUCCUGACCUCGAACUUACUGCACUUCAGAGCGAUGACACGAGCGCACGUCAAACGGAGGUCAUGGGACUUCACGGAUGCGAUACCCUUGUACGGCUCCAGUGCGAACGACUAGGUGAUCUGGAUGCAAUUUGCUUUGCCGAAGCAGCACCACAGCCGAUCCCGCUGAGAGAAGGCUUCAUUGAAAUUCAGAUACAUGCAGCGGGUCUAAACUAUAAGGACGUCGUUGUUAGCAUGGGUAUCGUGCCCGGCGACGACAGUGCACUUGGAUAUGAAGCGGCUGGCGUGGUUACUAAGAUCAGUCCAACUGCAGCUAGGACCAACCCCGACCUUGCUAUUGGCCAACGAGUUGUGGCGUUCAGCCAGGGUGCACUCGCAAAUAAAUUGCAAACGACACCUGGUCGUGUUCACCGCAUUCCCGACUCCAUGUCAUUUGAAACGGCAGCUACCCUGACUGUCGUCUACCUCACCAGCUUGCACGCACUGUCGAUCGCUAAGCUUACCGCAGGCAAACGCAUUCUGAUUCACUCCGCGGCGGGUGGUGUGGGGAUGGCUGCUUUACAGCUGGCCGUAAAUGCCGGCGCCAAGGUGUUUGCUACAGUUGGGACAGAAGAAAAAAGAGAGUUUCUCAAAUCGACGUUCUCUUUGACCGAUGAUUCGAUUUUCUAUUCCCGGAACGUUGACUUUGCUGACCAGAUUCUGUCGGCUACAGACGGUAAAGGCGUCGAUAUUGUACUGAACUCCUUGACCGGAGAUCUGCUGGUCGAAUCAUUCCGCAUCCUAGCAGAUGGUGGAGUUAUGGUAGAAAUCGGUAAGAAGGAUAUUCUUGAUCGUAGUAGUCUGCCCAUGGCGGUCUUCGACCGAAACACAACAUUCAGGGGUGUCGACAUGUCUCCAGAAAGGGUAUCAGACGACCUUGCGUCGCAGCUGUUCUCAGAGCUUUUCGAUCUUCUUGACAAUGGAAGGAUCCAGCCCGUCCACCCAAUCCAUCAAUUUUCUUGGGGAGACAUCCCGUCCGCCAUUCGAUUUUUGCGCUCGGGCAAACAUAUGGGAAAGAUUGUCAUCACUGAUGGCGAAGCAGAAGUUCAAGUGCCUAUUCGACGGGCGCCAAAGACUUUUCCAUUUGACGACAACCGAUGCUAUCUUAUCGUCGGCGGGCUACGGGGUCUCUGCGGUUCCUUGGCCAUAUAUCUUGCUAAGAUGGGGGCGAAAUAUCUUGCCGUCAUAGCCAGGAGUGGGCACAAAGAUAAAAAGUCGCAAGCCAUAGUCAAGCAAGUCAAUGCGCUCGGAGCUCAUAUUGAUCUCCUAACGGCCGAUGUUACCGUUGCUGCCGAUGUUGAUCGGGUUUUGACCGAGACACGUAAGCCGGUUGGAGGUAUCAUUCAGGGUGCAAUGGUGCUCAGGGAUCGACCAUUCGACUCAAUGUCAGUCACCGAGUAUCAUGAGGCGGUGACUUGCAAGGUUCAGGGAACUUGGAAUCUCCAUGUUGCAGCAGAAAAGCUUGGCUUCAACCUGAGCUUUUUUACCAUGCUCUCCAGCAUAUCCGGUGUCGUUGGGAAUCGAGGCCAGGCAAACUACUCAGCUGCAAAUGUCUUUCUCGAUGCAUUCGCCGAGUUCCGUCUUCAGAGGGGCCAAGCAGCGUGCUCAGUUGAUCUUGGAGUCAUCGAGGAUGCAGGUUUCAUCGCGGAACGGGGCGGCUUUCAGGACAAACAUUUCGACAACCGCAUGUUCAAUGGAAUCGAUGACAGAUUACUUCGCAAGAUUCUGUACUUCUCUAUCCUUCAGCAACGGGGUCAAGUAGGAUGUGAAAAAAGCCCUUGUGCUAGAGGUAGCCGAGUCUCGUUGGGCCAAAUGAUUACUGGUCUUGUCAUGCCACAACCAGCAGAUUCUUGGCUGAGGAAAGACGCUCGCUUCGCUGCUUUAUUCACAGGGCAAGGGAGUACGACCGCUAUGUCCGGUGGUAACAAUAACAAUAAGGGCGAUGCAGAUGUGCAAGCCCUGCUACUCAUGCUCCGAACUGCGUCUUCGAAUCCGGCAGCCACACUGACCGCCACGAUUAAAGUCAUUAAUCAGUGCUUCAUGCGGAUCCUACGGCUCUCCGAGCCUCUGGAUCCCGCACGUCCACUUUCUAUCUACGGCAUCGACUCCCUAAGUGCAGUUGAAGUGCGUAACUGGGUGCGGAGCGAGCUAGGUAUUCUGGUGACGACGUUGGAUAUCAUGAAUGCUUCGUCACUGGAGGCAUUUUGCAACAAGAUAGUGAUGAAGAUGGCUGCUUCGGAGAGUUGA